Messenger RNA from Haliotis rufescens (red abalone), 1421 nucleotides. RefSeq lists its product as uncharacterized. The transcript has 2 exons. Gene Ontology annotation, molecular function: DNA binding. Lineage: Eukaryota; Metazoa; Mollusca; Gastropoda; Lepetellida; Haliotidae. The record is from RefSeq and is a predicted model, not a curated record. Gene Ontology annotation, biological process: DNA recombination; DNA integration. The coding region runs from base 17 to 943 and encodes 308 amino acids.
CACUACCAACUACAGCAUGGCAGACAACGAGUUAGACAACCUGUGGGCAUCAGCAGUCUCCCAUCGUACAUAUGAAGUCUACCAAGCAGGGUUCAAGGCCUAUGCCCUCUUCAUCGCAACAUGUAGCAGUAUAUGGAGUUCAUCACUUCCUCCCAUAUCGGAAGAAUUGCUACUCAGAUUCGUGGCACACUGUCAUAAACAUCAAAACCUCAGGUAUGCAACAAUAAAGACAUACCUAUGCGGUGUGAGGUUUAUGUAUCUCAAAGCGGGAGUGCCGAACCCUUGGACUCUGGGCAACCUGACAAGGCUGCAUACCAUAGUAGGUGCUGUGAAGAGACAGCAAGGCUGUACAGUAUAUGUUCGGUUGCCCAUAACAAGCUCUAUACUUACCAAGUUGUGUCACCUUUUAGACCAAGGUGUCUUCACCUCCUCACUCAAUAUUAUGCUGAAAGCAGUGUGUUGCCUGGCCUUUUUCGCAUUCCUCAGAUGCGGGGAAUUUACGUGUGAUAGAUUCAGCCCGCAUGUCAAUUUGUGUUUCAAUUCAGUGAAAACUGAUCCAUUUCGCAAAGGUGUGAACAUUGUGCUACAUCGGAUGAAUACUGCCAUCUGUCCAGUACACAAUAUGCUGACCUACAUGUAUCACAGGAAACAAUCUGGAACUUCCCCUCAUGACCCUUUGUUUGUGUCACCCAGUGGUAGUGCCUUAUCCAGGAAGUUCUUUAUUCAGUGCCUCAAAACCUUAUUAAGUAUGGCUGGAUACGAUGACAAAGCCUACAACGGACAUUCAUUCAGAAUAGGAGCAGCAACAUCAGCUGCAAGUAAAGGCGUGCCCGAUCACAUGAUUCAGACAUUGGGUAGAUGGACCUCAGCGUGUUACACUCGUUAUAUCAGAACGUCCCAAGUCUCCAUACGUAAAGCUCAGAUAGCGAUGGCACAGAAGUGACCAGCUCCAAUAGGAUUAAACAAAACUGGAACUCUGUAACUUUUUAUCAUGUUCUCUUGUUUAUGUCUUACGGCCUAAUUACUUUUGGGGAUUCUCAUCAACUCAAUUUCACAAUUAUCAUUAAUAAUAAUAUGGGCAAUCUAUCCGCUCUAUCAGAGGGCAAUUCAGGCGGAUACUAUUCCCCCUGCAAGUAAUUUAACAUUCAUCUCUUUUUUGUUUUUUCAUCAUUCGUCUACUCUGCCAGGUACUCCUGGCGCUCGGGAGCAAGUCUUGGGGUGCGCGACUCCUACUUGUAUUACUUGGCAGAGGUACAGCCCGCCGAUCGGGUAUAUUUCUUCACCGUCCAUUGUUCGUAUACUCAGCCAAGUCUCAGUACGCUCAAACAGUAUGGAGUGCGCUACUCCGAUAUUAGAGACUUGGCUGAAGUAAGUCUUCCAUGUACUAUGUUUAUGUGUCAUGUAUAUAUGUAUAUACCGAG